GUCUGUGUGCGCGAUGCCAGCCAAACCUGCGCCCAUCAAGAAGUCCCCAGCCAAGAGGGCAGCCGAGAAGGCGCCUGAGCCCGCCACGGAACCUGAGCCCGCCCCGGCGCAGGCUCCACCUGCGGAAACACCUGCGGAGCCCGCACCUGUGGAAGCUGCUCCCCCCGAGACUGCAGCUCCCCACGUCGAGGGAGAGGCAGCCCCCGCCCCGUCAGCUGAGGACACCCCAGCUGCUGAAGGAAGCGCUCCAGCUGCUCCAGCUGAAGCUGUCAUAGUUGAGGAGCCACCCAAGGCCCCCACGCCCACACCUCCUGCAGUCCCCACCAGUGCUCCUCUGGACCUAUCUGUGGAUGAUGUGAACGACUCCAGCCUCACCAUUAAAUGGAAGACGCCGGAGACCAUCGGCGACUCUGGCCUGGACGGAUACACAGUCGAGUACUGCAAGGAUGGAACAACAGACUGGGUUGUAGGUAACGAGGAACUGACCCCAGCAAACCGCUACUGCAUCAAGAAUCUAACAGCCGGUGACCUUCUGCAUGUUCGCGUGGUGGCUGUAAACCCCGGGGGCCGUAGUGAACCUGGUACACUUGCUGAGCCUGUGCCGAUCCGUGAGAUUGCUGACCGUCCCAAGAUCCGCAUGCCACGCAUUCUCAGAUCCCGUUACACCAGGCAGGUUGGAGAGCAGAUCAACCUGGUCAUCCCCUUUCUUGGGAAGCCCAAACCUGUGGUGUCCUGGCUUAAGGAUGGUCAGCCUUUGGAUAAUAAGAGGGUCAACGUCAGGAACAGUGACAAGGACAGCAUCAUGUUUAUCCGCACAGCUCAGAGGGAGGACUCUGGUGUUUAUGAGAUGACUAUUAAAGUGGACAGCUUUGAAGACAAAGCCACCCUCACCCUUCAGAUUGUAGAGCUGCCCGGUCCUCCUGCCAGUGUGAAGCUGGUGGACACCUGGGGUUUCAACGCUGCUCUUGAAUGGACUCCUCCCAAGGAUAACGGCAACACAGACAUCACUGGAUAUACCGUUCAGAAGGCCGACAGGAAGACCGAGGAAUGGUUCACAGUGCUGGAGCACUACCACAGGCUAACGGCCACUGUCUCAGACCUCAUCAUGGGCAACGCGUACUCCUUCAGGGUGUUUGCUGAGAACCAAGUGGGCAUCAGUGAGGCGAGCACUGUCACUAGGGAGGUGGCCACCAUCCAGAAGACAGGUAUUGUCUACAAGCCUCCCGAGUACCUGGAGCACAACUUCAGCGAGGCACCAAAGUUCACGACACCCCUCAACGACCGCGCUGCCACUGUGGGAUACACCACCAAGCUGCUGUGUUCUGUUCGUGGAUGCCCCAAGCCAAAGAUCGAGUGGCUGAAAAAUCAGAUGGUCAUUGGUGACGACCCCAAGUUUCGUCAGAUCUCCAACCAGGGCAUUUGCUCUCUCGAGAUCCGUAAGCCCUGCAGCUUUGACGGUGGUGUGUACACCUGCAGAGCCAAGAAUGCCCAGGGAGAGGCCACUGUCUCCUGCAAGCUGGAGGUCAAACAGGUUAUUCUUCCAGAGGCUGACAAGGAGAAGGGCAAAUAAACUAACAUCUUAAUCUCCAGAGUGCCUUUAAAGGACCAGCAGAAGUCAAGGUCUUAUGUUUUAAGCUCUCUUAUCUCGUCCAGAGUGUUUGAGAAGAUGAGAGAAAAAGUCGUGGCUGGCUGUGCAGCAGUGUGUACAUAAUGAAGAAAUGGACAGAACAACAUACCAACAUCUCCAUAUCUGUUCCCACCAACACAUCCGAACUCACCCACUCCUUCCAGUAUGCAGGGAGGACCCACACCACCCCACCGAUCCCAGUUUGCCAAAUGUUGUACGUUAUUUUAGUUGGUACCAUGUAUGUAAGGCUAUAUUUACCAUGUUUUUUCUGUCUGUGUCCAAUUGCUGUUUGUUAUAGUAUAUACAUGUACUGCUCAAUAAAACAGUGACAUCUUCGACAUGCUAUUGCAAUGACUGUAUGGCUGUUUAAUAAAAUUGUAUUUUAUUACAUAUUAUCUGGGUUUCUACACAAAUUUCACAAUACUGUUUGAUGACUGCAGUAACAUGUUACACAAGUUUAUAGGAUUUACAAGACCACCGAUGCAAGUUUUGCAGCAUUGUAAUUUUAUAAUGAAACAGCCCUAUAUGGUCAGAUCUGCUGGCAUUCGAAGAGUGACAUGUUGGCAUUGGGAUUUGUCCAAAUGACAAAAAGUGGUUUCCAACUAUGCUGAUAGGUUUAGAUUUAUCUGCUGAGGUUUUGAGAUGGGCAUCUCUAAGAUUUCCGCAGCGAGUGGAAUUUUUUCGUUUAAGCUGCUCAAAUUGUUGACAAACAUAUUGAGAAAACACUUUAGAAUCUGUUACUGUAAAACACUUACAGACUAUGCUGUCAAUAGUUUUUACUGGAAGUACACUCUAACAAGGAGAUAACAAAUAGUCUCUAAAGCAUUUACCUCUAAACCUCAGGUCAUACAGUAAGAAAUUUGUAAAAAAUCUGCAUGGCUAGAUACCACCAGUGGUAAGUGAGUUUUUUUGUGUGAUGUGGGUAAACUGAAUCUUUAAAUAAAUACUCCACUGUAUCAAAU
Xiphias gladius (swordfish) is the source of this 2589-nucleotide messenger RNA. RefSeq names its product myosin binding protein Ha (gene mybpha). The coding region runs from base 14 to 1570 and encodes 518 amino acids. Gene Ontology annotation, molecular function: protein binding. The transcript has 13 exons. Lineage: Eukaryota; Metazoa; Chordata; Actinopteri; Istiophoriformes; Xiphiidae. The record is from RefSeq and is a predicted model, not a curated record.